AUGCGUGUCGUUCUUCCUACCCUUUUUUGCGGUGCAUUGGUCACUGCGCUCUCCGGAGACGAGGCUCUACAAAAGUGGGGUGGACCGAGGGGUGGGCAUGAGAUUUCCCACGGGGGUAACAGUAUUGGAAAUGGAGAUGCUGGUGGGAUUAACAUUGACACUGGGGGUGGCGACAUUGGGGACAUUGGAGUUGGGGUCGGGGGUGGAGGGAGUGGGAGUGGUUGCGACCUGGCCGCUUGUGACGCUAAGUGCCCUGCUGGGUCGACUUGCUCAUCAGGUGCCUGUAUAUGCGCUAGCUUCCAGGCGCAGGCCACAUUCGGCACUGGGACCUUCCCGCACGGAGUGGCAGUAGGUGACUUCAACGGAGAUGGCUAUCUUGAUAUCGUUGCUGCGAACGCCGGCGAUAGUACAGCGAGCAUCUUGCUUGGGACUGGGUCGGGGACCUUUCAGGGGCAGACAGCAUUCCCAGUGGGGUACCAGCCGUUCUAUAUUGCAUUGGGUGACUUUAAUGGAGAUGGCAAUCUCGAUAUCGUGACUGCGAAUACAGGUGACGAUACAAUAAGUAUCUUGCUCGGCACUGGAUCUGGGAGUUUCCAGUCACAGGCUACAUACCCCGUAGGGGCCGUUCCUUUCGGUAUUACAGUGAGAGACUUGAACGGAGAUGGCCAUCUCGAUAUCGUGGCUACGGAUCAAGGUGACAAUACAGUGAGCGUCUUGCUCGGCACUGGAUCGGGGACCUUCCAGGCACAGACCACAUUCGGUGUGGGGUCCACUCCUGACGAUGUUGCAGUAGGCGACUUCAACGGAGAUGGCUAUCUCGAUAUCGUGACUGCAAAUACCGGCGACAAUACGGUGAGCGUCUUACUCGGAACUGGAUCCGGAAGCUUCCUGGCACAGACCACAUUCCCCGUGGGGUCUCAACCGGACGGCGUUGCAGUUGGCGAUUUCAAUGGAGAUAGCCAUCUCGAUAUUGUGGCUUCGAAUUUCGUGGAUAAUACAGUUAGUGUCUUGCUCGGCACUGGAUCCGGGACCUUCCAGCCGCAGACCACAUUCACUGUGGGGGCCGCUCCGCAUGAUGUUGCAGUAGGUGAUUUCAAUAGAGACGGCCAUCUCGAUAUUGUGACUUCGAAUAUCGUGGACAAUACAGUGAGCGUCUUGCUCGGCACUGGAUCCGGGAGCUUCCUGGCACAGACCACAUUCCCCGUGGGGUCUCAACCGGACGGCGUUGCAGUUGGCGAUUUCAAUGGAGAUGGCUAUCUCGAUAUUGUGGCUGGGAAUCUCGAUGGCCAUUCAGUGAGCGUCUUGCUUGGAAAGCCUUGUGGCCCUUAG
Messenger RNA from Penicillium cataractarum, 1329 nucleotides. RefSeq names its product FG-GAP repeat domain-containing protein. Bases 1 to 1329 code for a protein of 442 amino acids. NCBI's taxonomy places the organism in Eukaryota, Fungi, Ascomycota, Eurotiomycetes, Eurotiales, Aspergillaceae. The record is from RefSeq and is a predicted model, not a curated record. The transcript is spliced from 2 exons.